GGUCUCGUUACCAGGCCAUAAAAUCCAAAAAAAAAAUUUUUCGGUUAAUCUAUGGUCGAACAAGAUUGACGUUUCACUUUCAUGUUUCUUUUUCAUUGAGUUUGUCGUUAAGACUUAUUUCUCGUGAUCCUGUCAAAAUGGUCGCUGCUAAGAAGCAAAAAAAGACUAUUGAGUCAAUCAACUCGCGAUUGGCUCUAGUUAUGAAAUCGGGCAAAUAUUGCUUAGGUUACAAACAAACCUUAAAAACUCUGAGACAAGGAAAAGCCAAACUGGUCAUCAUUGCGAGAAAUGCUCCCCCACUAAGGAAAUCUGAGGUGGAGUAUUAUGCUCUACUAGCCAAGACUGGAGUUCAUCACUACAGUGGCAAUAACAUUGAGUUGGGAACAGCUUGUGGAAAGUACUACCGAGUUUGUACCCUAGCCAUCACAGACCCUGGUGACUCAGAUAUUAUUACGACAUUACCUGACGCAACUGCAUAAAUAAAUUAAUUUUAGAUAA
This is a messenger RNA of Leptidea sinapis, 498 nucleotides long. It is a transcript of the gene RpL30, whose product is annotated as 60S ribosomal protein L30. The transcript has 4 exons. Gene Ontology annotation, molecular function: structural constituent of ribosome; RNA binding. Gene Ontology annotation, cellular component: cytosolic large ribosomal subunit. The coding region runs from base 138 to 479 and encodes 113 amino acids. The record is from RefSeq and is a predicted model, not a curated record. Lineage: Eukaryota; Metazoa; Arthropoda; Insecta; Lepidoptera; Pieridae.